Oikopleura dioica is the source of this 2835-nucleotide messenger RNA. The record is from the annotation of a GenBank genome assembly. NCBI's taxonomy places the organism in Eukaryota, Metazoa, Chordata, Appendicularia, Copelata, Oikopleuridae.
AUGACAGAGAGAAUGCCGAUUCGCGUGGGACCCUUACAACGCCAUAUUUACCCGUAUUCCGUAGCUGUCGACGAUUUGCUUACAAGAACUAAACAAAUCAUCGUUGAUCAAGACACAGGCGCGCGUCUGAAAGAACCUCGCAGCCUUUACUCGAUUGGAAAUUAUGGACAAGAAGCAAAGUUUCCGAAUCACGUUCAAGUGGCAUUAGAUACGCCAGAUACUCUCAAUUGCGAGCCGGAAACUCACAAUGAGCCACUUUACGAAAAUCGAGGUGACGAGCCAAAGCCAGAACCUAGAGCAACACUGAGUCAAUGCGUUUACUACAAUGAUCCCGGACCAGACAAUUAUUUCAUGCGUUCCCGAGCGCGUGGCAAAAAACCGGUCAAUUUACCCGUACCUACGGGUGCAGAUACGCUUCAUUUCGAAUCUCGGUUUGAAUCUGGUAAUCUUCUGCGAGCGAGCAAAGUUGGAGAAUUCGAAUAUGAGCUAGAACUGCGGACUGACUUGUACACGAAUCGUCAUACACAGUGGUUUUAUUUUCAGAUCAAAAACAUCCGCCCUGAUGUGAACUACAGAUUCACCAUCAUAAAUUUCUCGAAACCAUCUUCGCUUUACAAUAAUGGCCUCAGACCCCUGAUGUACUCAACUCAUCUUGCUGAAACACGUGGAAAAGGGUGGAUAAGAAACGGCGAAAACAUCCGCUAUUACAGGCGUGCGAUUCCAACACCAUCCGGUAGAUCACAGUACUGUUUGACUUGGACAAUGAAAUUUCCUCACAAUGAUGACACUGUUUACCUCGCUCAUGACUAUCCCUAUACGUAUACGGAUCUUCAACAGUAUCUUGACACGCUGACAAACGAUACUUCAAAGUCGCGCUUUAUCAAAACUAGAAUUUUAUGCAGAAGUCUUGCCCAGAAUUUUGUUCAUAUUCUUACGAUAACGAAUCCCCAUGAGACGUUAGAAGCAAAGCAGAAGAAAGUAGUUGUGAUUUCUGCUCGAGUUCAUCCAGGUGAAACAAAUGGUAGCUGGAUGAUGAAAGGUUUUCUGGACUUUAUCACAUCUAUGGAUCCUGACGCUGUCACUUUGCGAGGGCAUUUUAUAUUCAAAGUGAUUCCGAUGCUCAAUCCAGAUGGAGUUAUUGUUGGCAACUAUCGCUGCAGUUUAGCCGGAAGAGACCUGAACAGGCGCUACAAAACGACGCUGCGUGAGGCUUUUCCCGCGAUUUACGCGCUCACCAGAAACGUUCAAAUCUUCCAAAAAGAACAUGAAGUGGCGUUCUACAUAGAUCUGCACGGACACUCGAGGAAGCACAAUGUCUUUAUGUACGGCUGUCAGUCUGUCGAGCAGCCUGGUCUCGAAAAAGUUUUCCCAUACAUGAUGUCGCUGAAUGCCCCGGGAAUCUUCAAAUUCGAAUCUUGCAAAUACAAAACUCAGGCGAACAAAGAAGGAACCGGGCGCGUAUUUAUGCAUCGACUUGGUGUAAAGAAUUCUUUUACAAUGGAGGCUUCUUUUGGCGGGUCAACACUGGGGAGCCGGGCUGGCACGCAUUUAGGAAUAAAAGACUUGGAACGAAUGGGUCGACACAUAUGCGACACAUUACUCGAUUUCUAUGAUCCCGAUCCGGCAAAGAUCCAAUACUGCCAAGAUGAAAUUUCGCAGAAACUAAGGGAAAAACUUAUUGCUAGAUAUGGAGAAGAUCAAAUUCCGAAAGAUCCUCAGCUCCUUCAUGAUUUCGAGUCCGACACUUCCGGAAGCAAUUCAAGCUCAGACGAAGGCUUGCCAGCACAUCUUGCUGAAGAGCAUCAGAAGAGAAAAACAAAGUGGAAAAAACGGCAACCAAAAAAAUCGGAUGCAAAGCGACUCGACCGCUCUCAAAGAGCGAAAUCGGCAGAAGACGCAUCGAAAUUGCUGAAAAACGUGAAAGUUCGACCGCCAAGACCGACGCCUUCAAGUACAUCGAAUGGGCACAAUCGCUCAGAUGCGGAAUUCCACUCGACCAGCACAAAAAAGUCGGUGGGCGACGUGUCCGCCACGACUAAGACAAUUGACUUCGAGCGUCUCCACAAUUUCGCGCGAUCAGCUCCACAACCGUCCACCACUGCUAGACCAGUCCCCUCUCAGACACAUGAACAGAAGUUGCAUCAAAGAGUUCGUUAUAAACAUAUUCCGCCCUUUAAAAAACCGUCUUCACAUGAUGACGACGGAGACUAUGACGGUGACAAGCUUUCUCGCAUUACACUGACGUUUGUCCGGGGCAAUUCGGCCGAAUUGCGCGAGGAGGAAGCGCUCGGUCCAUUAAACCACCACGCCCGGAUAUCAGGAGGCGGUAAGGGUGGCCGAGGCAGUGUGUUACAGUCGCUCCAGCAGCGACCAGUCAACAGGUUUCAUGAUCCAUUUCAUGCUCGUUAUCGUCGAAGGGAAGGCUCCAAAUCAAAAGAACGAGAGAGCGCCCAUAACACACUGCUUGUAAACGGGAAGCCGCGCGACGUGGAACCACUGAAAACAAGGAAGACAAUACAGCGGCGAGAACCGAUGUUCCCAUAUCUUUCGCCGUCUGCUCUCGGCAACUUUAUCGGAGAGGAAGCCAUGUACUGCCCCGAAUCUUCAAGCAGCGACAGGGCUGUAAAUGACAAGCCUCUUCCAGAACUAUCGCCUCCGGACUCGCUCCAGCCUAGAACGGAUAAUCAAAAGAUACUCAAUUAUUCUCAUGAAACUACAGAUAAAAUUUUCGUGAAGCCGAAAAUCAUUGAGCAAAAUGAAACCACGCCCAUUAAUGGAACUAGCAAUUGGAAGCAGCAAUCUACCGACUACGGACAGGCCGACGACUGCUGUUAG